Molecule: messenger RNA, 2085 nt
Organism: Culex quinquefasciatus (southern house mosquito)
Lineage: Eukaryota; Metazoa; Arthropoda; Insecta; Diptera; Culicidae
Source: RefSeq, a predicted model, not a curated record
GAAACAGAUUUCCUGUUUUGUGACGGGAAAGCAGUGUGAGACUUCCUUUUGCAAUUAGAGCAUGUUACUAGUAGCAUAAGGCACAUCAUGAGAAACCCAUCAUCGAACCUCCUGGUUACCUUUUGUGUGGCGCUACCGCUGGCUACCCUUACGAAUGUAGUCUCGGGUAUCGCCGUCUUCAACCUUGGAAAAGAGGUUGUGUCUGGUAUCAAUAAAACGUGGGGCCUCGUCGAAGAUUUUAGCAAACCGGAUGAAAUUCUUCAAAAUAUGUACCACAUCAGCCGUAAGAUCGAAGAUACUGAACAUCAGAUCCUUCUCGAGUCAUCCUUGGCUAAUCUGCUCAAACAGUUUGGAAACAACCCCAAGCUGGAGCCUACCCUCCAAGAACUCGCCGAACAUCUGCAUUGGAUCAGCGGUCAGGAACGAAUCAUGCGGUCGUUCGCGGAUUCCGAGCAGCAGCCCGAACGGCGUGAGCUGGAAGCGUUUGCAGACAGCAUCGUGGCACAGGAUGCCAACAGCGUCCAGGAGCGGUUGUCGCGGAUGGAGCUGCUGGUGCUGGGAUCGCAGGAUUUGCCCUUGCGGAAGCUCGGAUCGCUGGAACUGAUGCUUCAGGCUAUGGAAGCAUCCGAGGCCCUAAUUUGUAACCUGGAAUUGUCGGCGCAACAGGCGCUGUACGAACUGUUCAAUGCCAUCGCGAUCGCUGACCUCAGGGGCUACAGCAUGAUGCAGUACUCCUGGAUGUUAUUGAAGACGUACGGCAAGGGUAACUUCAUUACCGAGGCCAAUUUAAUGCGGUGGAGAUUCGAGGAUCGUACCAACCAAGCUCAGCAGUUGCUACAACAGAUCAUGGAGCAAGCUAGUCGCGAAUACUGGCGCUGUGAUCCGGAGCGAAGCCAGCACAGAGGGGAAACCUUCGUGCAGAUCACCCGGCUGUUGCAGGGUUACGUGGAGAAUGAGGUAAACUUGAACAGGAACGAUACGUGCAGGAAAGAUUGCGCUUAUUAUAGCUCGGACGUCAAGCAAGGACAGUGCAAGAAGAAUAUGUACUGCACGAAGCAGCUCAUAUGCUCCGGCAAGAUCUACGACUGCGAAUUCAUCGAUUCGGCCAUGUGGAUCUGCCCAGCGGCGAACAACAGUGAUCGUCGGUAUGAGUACAUUGAAUACGAGAACGGAAUGGUAUUCGGACAGAAGAAGACCUGCAGCCGCGGAACUACCAAGGUGAAAUCAUGGUGGCGCUGGAUUUUCUGGCAUUGCAGUAACUGCUUCUGUCUGUGCGAUGAUGCCAAGCAUUCUGAUCGGUACAUCAAUAUACGCGAGUCGGUGUCCGACCUUAAAAAUAACAAGGUCGUCACCGGCAUGCGCUUCGUCAAGAAGAAUCGCAUCAUCCACUUGAUCGUUCAGCAAGGUCGUUUACUGCCACGAGGACAGAUCGACAACGGCACGCUGGAGUGGGUAGAACCACACAACUACAAUUUGCUUUCGACGAAUGUUCGUACCGGUCGUGAUUACCACACGCUGAACCGCAACAACCGCAGCUUGGAUCUGGAUGAUCUGUACGUGCCUCAAGGAUACGUAUUGACUGGGGUUCGCUUCCGAUUGUUGGACAACCAUCUCAACCUGGAGAUUCGGAUGACCGAGAUAGACUUCGCUACGGGUCAGUUGAUAGAUCCCGACAAGAGUAUCUGGAUAGGUAACGACAAUACAGAGCGCACCGUUAAUAAAAGAACCGAACUCCAGCUGGAUCAACCGCAUGUCCCGCUUCUAUCGCUCGUCAAGUCGCUCCCAGAUUCCGCCAGUAACCAGUUUAUCCAAUUCCGUGCGAGUGAUCGCAACAUGGACGCCGCUCAGACCACGGUUCCGUUCUUCGAUGCUCAGUCGGUGGUUCCAGUAAAGCCCGUUCCCCUAUCCGGGGCUGGGCUGUUCCACAAGGGUCGACCCGGGUUCGGUGGCUUCGUCGCACCCAAGGUUAUGACGUACGACUUUGGUCCGCACGUACUUGCUCCGUAAGAUUAGACGGAAGCUGCAGUAUAGUGACAGCAUGAUAUUUACAUUUACGUCACAAUUUCUUGGAAUAAAAUGUAUGGA